This is a messenger RNA of Nomascus leucogenys (northern white-cheeked gibbon), 7064 nucleotides long. It is a transcript of the gene NCKAP5, whose product is annotated as NCK associated protein 5. Gene Ontology annotation, cellular component: microtubule plus-end. Lineage: Eukaryota; Metazoa; Chordata; Mammalia; Primates; Hylobatidae. Gene Ontology annotation, biological process: microtubule bundle formation; microtubule depolymerization. The record is from RefSeq and is a predicted model, not a curated record.
UUGAAGGAAGAUCCGAAAACCCCAGGAACUCUCCUCAAUAGCAUUAGAACAUUGAUCGAAUGAAAGAGAAAGCAAUGAGUGGGCUAAAGUGAAACAUUCAGCGUCCCUGUCUGCUAUGCCUUCUCGUGACCCUAGAAACAGACGGGGGAUUCUUAUAAGUCACAAAAGAAAAUAAAUAACUUCAUCCAUGGAGGGAAAGAGACAGCUCGAGAAAAGGGACUUUGGAAAAAGGCUGUCUCUAGACAGCAGUCUUGUGGAAUACAUGGACUCCAAUAAAUACAUUGAGCAUUUGCUGACUCAGCUCGAGGAGCAACACAGGAGUCUCUGGAGGGAGAAGUUGGCAGUGGCCCGACUACAGCGAGAAGUUGCCCAAAGAACAAGUGAGGGGGCCAUGCAUGAGAAGCUGAUACAUGAACUGGAAGAGGAGAGACACUUACGUCUUCAAAGCGAGAAGCGGUUGCAGGAGGUGACCCUAGAGUCUGAGCGCAACAGAAUUCAGAUGCGUGGCUUGCAGCAGCAGUUCUCCAGGAUGGAAGAAACAGUACGAAAUCUAUUGCAGAGUCAAGGAUCUCCAGAGCAGAAAAAAGAAGAAACUGUUAAUAUAAUGGUCUAUCAGGAAAAGCUGUCAGAGGAAGAGAGAAAACAUAAGGAAGCUGUGGAAGAUCUUCACAUGGUGGUUAAUGAGGAUGCGAGGAGUGAAAGCAGCAGUACAGAUGAGGGAAAAGAAAAGACCAAAUUGCUAUUAGAGAGAUUGAAAGCUCUAGAGGCAGAGAAUUCAGCGUUGGCUUUAGAGAAUGAAAAUCAAAGGGAACAAUAUGAGCGAUGUCUUGAUGAGGUAGCCAACCAAGUUGUUCAAGCUCUGCUUACUCAAAAGGAUCUAAGAGAGGAAUGUGUGAAGUUGAAAACAAGAGUGUUUGAUUUGGAACAGCAGAAUCGAACACUGAGCAUCCUAUUCCAGCAGCGAGUCAAACCCACUUCUGAUCUGCUCCUCCAGAAACUUCACUCACGCCUCUUGGAUCUUUCAUCCGGAGAUUUGCUUUCAGAGGUGGAAAGAAGCCGAAGUCUUACACAGUCACGAACUGAUGCUGAGCUGCACGAACACCAACUAAAUACAAAAUCGGCCUUGAAAUGCCCUGGCUUGGGGGCUGUCAUCCCUGGUCAUCUCUGUCCUCGAAACAGCUACAGCAGCAGCAGUGAACUCUCUCUUUCAAGCACCUGUAGCGAGUACUCCAGUGGCUCCUCCUACACGUGGCACGAUGGGAAGAACCUCAGGAAAAGGCAAUCAUCACAAAACUGGGAUAAAAGGCUAAGUAUUGAUUCUUCGCUCCCAAGUGGCUUUGCUAGUCCUACAAAUGAACUACCUCCAACUCGUAUCAAGGAAAGCCACAUUUUGGAAGGGCUAAGAAAGCUACAGAAGCGAAAAGUGUUACUUGAACCCCCAUCAGUGAUAACCAAAUGGGGUUAUAAAGAUUGCAUGAACUCGAAUGAAGGAAUAUAUUCUCCUGGAAUUAAAAGUAGCAGCCUCAAGGAGUAUCCCCCCUGCAAAACAGCUGACCUGGGGAGCCCCUGCAAGGAACCCCACAAGACAUUUGUUUAUGACCUAGAUUCCCACGAUGAUGCGGACGAUGACUCCUCCACCUUAGCAUUGCUCCAAGCAGUUCCAAACCAGAGCUGCAGGCCACAUGGCAGUAAAUUAACCCACAGUGUUUCUGACAGUCUGUUUGGCUGGGAGACAAACAGAAAACACUUUCUGGAAGGCACAUCCUCAGUUUAUCCCAGGGAAAGACCUGAAAAGCUGACAAGUUGUGCCAGCAGCUGUCCCUUAGAGAUGAAGCUGUGCCCAAGUGUGCAGACGCCUCAGGUACAGAGGGAGAGGGGCCCCCAUGGCCAAGGCCAUGGCCGCAUGGCUCUCAACCUCCAGCUUUCAGACACUGAUGACAAUGAAACGCUCGAUGAGCUGCACAUAGAGAGCAGUGAUGAGAAAAGUCCUUCAGAUGUGUCAUUGGCUGCCGACACCGACAAGUCCGUGGAGAACCUGGAUGUCUUUGUGGGGUUUGGGAAAUCUCUAUGUGGGUCUCCUGAUGAGGAGGAAAAACAAGUGCCCAUCCCUUCAGAGACUAGGCCAAAGACGUUUAGUUUCAUUAAGCAGCAAAGAGUUGUAAAAAGGACUUCUUCAGAAGAAUGUGUGACUGUGAUAUUUGAUGCGGAAGAUGGUGAGCCCAUUGAAUUCAGCUCUCACCAAACUGGAGUUGUCACUGUUACCAGAAAUGAAAUUUCCAUCAAUUCAGCUCCUACUGGACCCAAGGCAGAACAUACUGAACUUUUACCUCAGGGAAUUGCUUGUUUACAGCCACGAGCUGCUGCAAGAGACUAUACUUUCUUUAAAAGGUCUGAAGAGGACCCUGAGAAAAACAUUCCAAAAGAUAAUGUAGAUAAUGUUCCCAGGGUGUCCACUGAAUCUUUCAGCUCCAGGACGGUGACACAAAAUCCUCAGCAGCAAAAGCUGGUCAAACCAACACACGCUAUAUCAUGCCAGAGUAAUUCCAGGUCUUCGGCGCCCAUGGGCAUCUAUCGAAAGCAAAAUCUGACAAAAAUACCUGCCAGGGGCAAGUCUUCACCUCAGAAAUCAAAACUAAUGGAGCCUGAAGCCUCCACACUACUCCCUUCAUCUGGCCUGGUGACUCUUGAAAAAUCACCAGCCUUAGCUCCUGGGAAACUCUCACGAUUCACGAAGACUGAGAGCUCAGGGCCCCUCUUUGAAUUACGACCAGAUCCACACAUUCCAAAACAUCCCGCCCAACUUCUGCACAGCUCCAGGAUGCCCAGCAGGAGGGACUGGGUCCAGUGCCCCAAGAAUCAGACUCCAGGGUCACGGUCAAGGCCUGCCAUUGAGUCUAGUGACAGUGGAGAGCCCCCCACGAGGGAUGAACACUGUGGCUCUGGGCCAGAGGCAGGGGCGAAAUCCCCUUCCCCUCCGCCCCCUCCAGGCAGGUCCGUCUCCCUGCUGGCCAGGCCCAGCUGUGACUAUUCACCAGCACCUUCAUCCACCAAGUCCGAAACCAGGGUCCCCAGUGAAACAGCAAGGACCCCAUUCAAAUCGCCGCUGCUGAAAGGAACCUCUGCUCCAGUUAUUUAUUCUAAUCCGGCCAUGACAGAAGUGCAGAGGAAGAAAUCUUCCGCGGCCUUCAAAAAGCCUAUCUUCACUCACCCUAUGCCCUCCCCAGAAGCAGUCAUUCAAACCCGAUGCUCUGCUCAUGCCCCCUCCAGCUCCUUCACCGUAAUGGCUCUGGGGCCUCCAAAGGUCUCUCCGAAGAGAGGUAUCCCCAAAACCUCUCCUCGCCAAACACUUGGGACCCCACAAAUGGACACAGGAUUACAGACUCCCAGGAUUUCUCCUUCAACCCAUGAGCCACUGGAAAUGACGUCCUCCAAAAGUGUAUCUCCAGGGAGAAAAGGACAAUUGAAUGAUAGCGCCUCCACACCCCCCAAGCGUUCCUUCUUAGGGGUGAACGAGUCACCAUCAUCUCAGGUCAGCAGUUCCUCAUCGUCCUCAUCACCCUCCAAAAGCCAUAACAGCCCUCAUGGUUGUCAAAGUGCUCAUGAGAAAGGACUGAAAACUCGCCUUCCGGUGGGACUCAAAGUGCUCAUGAAGUCUCCCCAGCUGCUCAGGAAAAGUUCCACCGUGCCAGGGAAACAUGAAAAAGACAGUUUAAAUGAAGCCUCCAAAAGUUCCGUGGCUGUGAACAAGUCUAAGCCAGAGGACUCCAAGAAUCCAGCAAGCAUGGACAUCACAGCGGGUGAAAGAAAUGUGACCAUAUCGGAUUCACAAGCACAGGACAGUUUAGCUGAUGGGCUUCCCCUGGAAACAGCACUACAAGAGUCAUUGGAAAGUAGCAUCCCUGGGAGUGAUCGAAGGGAUGGGGUAGAUAAUAGAUCCAUGAAAAGAUCCCUUUCCUCCAGCAAACCACACCUAAAACCAGCUCUGGGCAUGAAUGGCGCCAAAGCCCGCAGCCAGAGCUUCAGUACGCACUCAGGAGACAAGCCUUCCACGCCCCCCAUGGAAGGGCCAGGCAAAGUCCGAACUCAGAUCAUUACCAAUACUGCCGAGAGAGGCAAUUCUCUUACCCGGCAGAACUCUUCCACGGAAAGCUCUCCCAACAAGGCCCCUUCUGCUCCCGUGUUGGAGAGUCUCCCCAGUGCUGGGAGGCCCUUGGGGCACCCCUCCUCCAGGCAGGGCUCCCUGGGGAUCUCAGGCAGCUUCAGCAGUCAGCAUGGGAGCCCAAGUAAGUUGCCUUUGAGGAUCCCUCCAAAGUCUGAGGGACUCCUCAUCCCACCUGGAAAGGAAGACCAGCAGGCCUUCACCCCGGGAGAGUGCCCCAAUGCCAAUAUGGCUAUACUUGCGGAACCAGGCAGUGACUGCCACAGGUGCCCACCCACCCCAACAGACUGCCCUGAAGCCCCGCAGAGCCCAGGGAGGACUCAGUAUCCAAGCACUUUUGAAACAAGCAGUACAUCCAAGCUAGAAACUUCUGGAGGGCAUCCAGAUGCCUCUGCAACUGCGACUGAUGCUGUGAGUUCAGAAGCCCCCCUCUCACCCACAAUCGAAGAAAAGGUCAUGUUGUGCAUUCAGGAAAAUGUGGAAAAGGGCCAAGUGCAAACAAAGCCCACCUCUGUGGAAGCAAAGCAGAAGCCUGGGCCUUCUUUUGCCAGCUGGUUUGGUUUUCGGAGGAGUAGACUUCCAGCUCUGAGUAGCAGGAAAAUGGACAUCUCCAAAACCAAAGUAGAAAAGAAAGAUGCAAAAGUCUUGGGGUUUGGAAACAGACAACUAAAAUCAGAAAGAAAAAAAGAGAAAAAGAAGCCUGAACUACAGUGUGAGACAGAAAAUGAGCUUAUCAAGGACACCAAGUCAGCAGAUAAUCCAGAUGGCGGUUUACAAAGCAAAAAUAAUCGGAGAACACCACAAGACAUUUACAACCAACUGAAGAUUGAACCAAGGAAUAGACACAGCCCUGUUGCAUGUUCAAUGAAAGACACCUUCAUGACGGAACUCUUGAACAGAGUUGAUAAGAAAGCAGCCCCACAGACAGAAAGUGGAUCAAGUAAUGCUUCCUGCAGGAAUGUGUUAAAGGGCAGUUCUCAGGGCUCCUGUCUCAUCGGCAGCUCUAUCAGCAGUCAAGGAAACCACAAGAAAAACAUGAAAAUCAAAGCCGAUAUGGAAGUACCAAAAGACUCCCUGGUGAAAGAGGCAAAUGAAAAUUUGCAAGAGGAUGAAGACGAUGCAGUUGCAGAUUCUGUAUUUCAGAGCCACAUCAUAGAAUCCAACUGCCAGAUGAGAACAUUGGACAGUGGGAUCGGAACCUUCCCACUCCCAGACUCGGGAAAUCGCUCGACAGGACGGUACCUAUGCCAGCCAGACUCCCCAGAGGACGCUGAGCCUCUCCUGCCUCUCCAGUCAGCCCUUUCUGCAGUUUCUUCCAUGAGAGCCCAAACGCUUGAACGUGAAGUGCCUUCCUCCACAGAUGGCCAGCGCCCUGCAGAUAGCGCCAUUGUUCAUUCCACAUCCGACCCCAUCAUGACCGCCAGAGGGAUGCGGCCUCUUCAAAGCCGCCUCCCCAAACCAGCUUCCUCAGGAAAAGUCAGUUCCCAAAAGCAGAAUGAAGCAGAGCCAAGGCCUCAGACAUGCUCAUCUUUCGGAUAUGCUGAAGACCCAAUGGCAAGCCAGCCGCUUCCAGACUGGGGGGGUGAAGAUGCCGCCACCGGGACCCAGGACAAGGCACCCAGAAUGUGUACGUACUCUGCCAGCGGUGGCAGUAAUAGUGACAGUGACCCGGACUAUGGAGAUAAUGGUUUUGGAGCUGGAAGGGGACAGUUAGUGAAAGCACUGAAGAGCGCUGCCCCAGAAAUUGAAACAACUUGAAGAAACAAAAGACGAUCCCGAGAAUAGAUUAUCAAAAAUUUCCCUGGAGUCAUUCAAUAAAUUUAACAGCAAUACUGUGAUUUUAUUAGAAAAAGAGAAGAACUCUCUGAACAAGGUUGAAGGACAGAAGGAAGAAAAAGAAAAAAAUGAAGAGACAUCUUUGAGUAGUUCAGAUAGGCCUGGGGUAGACAACUUGGAAUCUUUGAGUGAUUCUUUAUAUGAUAGCUUCUCUUCCUGUGCCAGUCAAGUUUCAAAUGAUGUAUAAAGGACAUCUCUUCCCUUAGUGAGCUGGGACUGGAGCGCUUAAGAAAUGACGGGUGGGGGCGGGGGGUGCAUCGCUCGAUAGAGAUGACAAUAAUAAACUAUUGCAGUACCAGAGCCUUCAUUGUCAAAUUCACAGCAGGCAACCCACCAGAGCUUAUUUCUCUGACAGGGCAAUAAAGAUAGACUCCAUUUAUUGUGUUUCAAGAGGAUUAAGCGUAAACACCCCUAUGAUACAGAAUCCUUAAUUUUGCACUUUUUUUGAAUAUUUGUACAGAAGUUGUAAAUUUUUUGGAAGAGAAUUUAUAUUUGUAGCAAAAAAAGACAGCAAUAAAUGGAAUCAGUGCCAUGCUCUUGAAAUAAUGUACUAAGUCUUAGAAGUUGACAAUAAUAUAUAUUUUUUAAAAUCCCAACUGAAGUUUUUGUGAAGUUCAUUGUCCUGGUCCUCAAAUUGUUUGUGGGUACACUCUGUAAACCUACAACAGGGCCGGCCAAAAAAUCAGAGGAUUCCUCCUCAUCUCUCCAGCUCACAAAUCUCAAUUUGAUAGAAAUGUUCAUUUUAGUGUGAUUUCAGAUUCGUUGCCAGAGAUUCAGGUGAUAGUAAUAAGUGUCAUUCUGCUUCUGCUGAAAAAUGAAAAGGGUCCUGAAGUGUGGACACUGAUUGGGAGUGUGACAUUGUAUCAGAAACGACCGAAUUCUAUUUCCAAUACCAGUUUUUCCUUCCAGACAGUUCUUUAGAUUGUCUUCUACUUAGUGCUUCUCUAUGAUCCUAUUAUUUGAUUUUUAUCUUCUUGCUCUUUUUAUUAAAAUCUGGGCACUCUAAAAAUGAAAACAAAUUUCUAUUUGCAAUGUUCACUUUUAAAAAUAAAAUUAAUGGUGCUACGAA